Diprion similis is the source of this 888-nucleotide messenger RNA. Its product is annotated as protein obstructor-E-like. The coding region runs from base 82 to 792 and encodes 236 amino acids. Gene Ontology annotation, molecular function: chitin binding. The record is from RefSeq and is a predicted model, not a curated record. The transcript has 3 exons. Gene Ontology annotation, cellular component: extracellular region. Lineage: Eukaryota; Metazoa; Arthropoda; Insecta; Hymenoptera; Diprionidae.
GCCGAGGGGAUCAGGAUCAAGCUUGACGCGAAGGCAACAGUCGCGUUUUGAAGAGCAGAGAACUCGAACCACGACCUCAAGAUGCCAUCUUCAAAACCUUGGACGCUCUGCUGCCUCAUCGUAGGGAUGAUCUUCUGCCUCGAACAAGCAGCUGGUCAGUUCCAAUGUCCGACCUCUAAGGGGUUCUACCCUGACUCGGAGCAGUGCGACUUGUACUACGCCUGCGAGAACGGAAGAGCAGAGGAAAGACUCUGCAGCGAUGGGCUCGUAUUCAAGGACGACAAUCCCAAGAGAGAGUUCUGCGAUUUACCUUCCAACGUUCCAUGUGGCGACCGCACCCUUCUGCAGGAGCCCCAGCCUUCGAAGGGCUGCCCGCGUGCCAACGGCUACUUCCGGCACGAAGAUCCGACCGCCUGUGACCAGUUCGUGAACUGCAAGGACGGCGUGGCUUCCGUGAUGCCGUGCCCAGCUGGUCUCAUCUACGACGACUCGGUAUCUUCCUGCGUCUGGCCCGCUGAAUCAACGAGGGAAUGUGCUGCUCCUAGACGUGACAUCCUCGACGAUGGAUUUGUCUGCCCGCAAUCCGACCUUCCCAACCCCCAGGGACGGGCUCUUCCUCAUCCGUUGUAUCCCCACCCCGACGAUUGCGCAAAGUUCUAUAUUUGCAAGAACGGCCUUAGGCCCCAAAAGGGACAGUGCGACGAAGGCACCGUUUACAACGAGGAUAGCUUCCAGUGCAUGGAUCCGGAAAACGUACCGGGAUGCGAGGACUAUUACAAGAAAAAGAACUGAUCGGUUACGUUGCAGAUUCAAAUAUGCAUGUAACAAUUUACUUCUACCUUUAAGAAAAAAUAAAUCACUUAUUAUUAUUAUUCUUAUAUAAUAAGA